Molecule: messenger RNA, 213 nt
Organism: Leptosia nina
Lineage: Eukaryota; Metazoa; Arthropoda; Insecta; Lepidoptera; Pieridae
Source: the annotation of a GenBank genome assembly
AUGUUCGUACGGACCAGUGUUAUUGAGUUUCCAGAAAAAGGACAGCAGAACUUAGUGAACAUCAAGGCAAUCUACGUCAAGGACAACGCGAGGAAUGGAACCGGUGGGUACGCUACCAUCUCCUCGGGAGGCGUGGGAGAGCGUUUCGUGGUAAUUAAUCUGAAGAGUAAUAGAAGCUAUGGCUUCAACUUCACAACCACAAUUUACGGAUGA